Molecule: messenger RNA, 1239 nt
Organism: Alternaria ethzedia
Lineage: Eukaryota; Fungi; Ascomycota; Dothideomycetes; Pleosporales; Pleosporaceae
Exons: 3
Coding region: 1-1239 (412 amino acids)
Source: RefSeq, a predicted model, not a curated record
AUGGACAUACUCGCACAUCCUUACCAGUCGGAUCCCGAUUCGGAGCCCGAGCAUUAUGGGGAACAUUGGGAUUCAGGGGAGCAGCAAGUCCUUGUAGCAAAGCGCGAUCGAGAGGAAGUCCGUCAAAUUGCCUCCGAAUUACACGCUAAACUGCCCCGAGAGUUACGAGAUGAAGUAUACCAGUACCUUGUCGACGACAUAUUGGAUCUCGAAGAAACUCCGAAAGGACUCAGUGCUGCAUCUGAUGAGGAAUUCGUCACUUCGUACUACAAAGUAUUCUGCCCAUCUUAUGUUGGCAAUGAGGUUGCCUGCGAGGCUGCGGAAUGCUACUAUGCUACCGGAGCUUUUGAGGCUUGGACUGAUGCCAACACGCGCGAUCGGUUUGAAGAUAACGGCGUCGAGUCUCAGGGCUUGCCGCGCUUGAUGCGCAUAUUAUGGGAGGACGUUUUCGAGCUUGGUAUAUUGCCGUACAAGUUCAUCCGGCACAUACACAUCAGGUUCGAUGUCGACGAUGUCUGUCCACAAAUGCGAAUAAUGUGGGGAGACGAUCUCGAGUCCGACAAGUUCUCCCGUCAAGAACUAUCGAAUCUGGAGAAGGUACACAGCGACCUAGAGUCCAUGCUCUCGCUGGUGGUAGACAAAGCUAAGCUUAACAUUCGGGUUCAGAUUGAGCCCACCUUACCUGGAUGGCAUUGGCGUGGUGAACACAAGUGGAGAGGCUUGAACCCGUUCGAGGCUGAUUCAUACCGCAUUGAGUAUUUCAACGUUGAGCGCAGUGUGCUUAACGUGUUGGAGGCGAUGAGGAAAUUCCUUUAUGAUCUGAAAUAUGCUGGAGCAUCUGUCACAGUAUUGUCUGAUAUAUAUGGCCAUACAGAGCGUCUCAAUAUGCAAACACUGUUUCAAUCCUCCAAAGAAGAUUGGGAGAAACGAAAGGAGAAGGAGGAGCACACACUUCGAUGGGGACGCUAUCAACCUCACCGAAACUUCAUCAAGCGGAGCGAGCUGGUAGACAACAGUACUCUCCGGUACAAUGAUGAGUUUGCCAAGAACCUUCCUCAAUACAGGCGGCGGUGGGGCUAUGAAGACUUCCAAAAGUUUCUGUCUCUUUCAGCUUCCGAUGGCGUUGGAGAAGGAGGUAGCGAGGACGAAGGUGGCGACAGCGACGAUGUUUAUUACAACGACGCCUACGAAGAAAGUGAAAGCGAGGACGAAUAUGGAGACGGCGACCAUGAAUAUUGA